This is a messenger RNA of Aspergillus bombycis, 3204 nucleotides long. Its product is annotated as ATP-binding mismatch repair protein PMS1. Gene Ontology annotation, molecular function: ATP-dependent DNA damage sensor activity; mismatched DNA binding; ATP binding. Bases 1 to 3204 code for a protein of 1067 amino acids. The transcript is spliced from 4 exons. Lineage: Eukaryota; Fungi; Ascomycota; Eurotiomycetes; Eurotiales; Aspergillaceae. Gene Ontology annotation, biological process: mismatch repair. The record is from RefSeq and is a predicted model, not a curated record. Gene Ontology annotation, cellular component: MutLalpha complex.
AUGGCGACCAUCAAGGCCAUCGAGGCCCGUUCGGUUCAUCAAAUCCAAUCCGGUCAAGUCAUCGUCGAUCUCUGCUCUGUUGCUAAGGAGUUGGUUGAAAACAGUCUCGAUGCCGGUGCCACAUCGAUCGAGGUCCGAUUCAAGAACAAUGGGCUGGACCUGAUUGAGGUGCAAGACAACGGUAGUGGAAUAUCCCCGGAGAACUACGAGAACGUCGCACUUAAACACUACACAUCGAAGCUUUCUUCCUAUGAGGACCUAUCCCGGCUACAGACGUUCGGUUUCCGCGGCGAAGCAUUAUCGUCCCUAUGCGCCCUGUCCGAGUUCCAUGUUGUCACCGCUCAAGCCAACCAGGCUCCCAAAGCCAACCGUCUUGAUUUCGAACCUUCCGGGAAAUUGAAGAAGACACAAAUUGUCGCGGGUCAGAAGGGCACAACGGUAUCAGUGGAGGGAUUGUUCAAGAGACUACCCGUGCGGCGCCGCGAGCUAGAAAAGAACAUCAAGCGUGAAUAUGGAAAGGUGUUAAAUCUUCUUCAUGCGUAUGCGUGUGUCAGCACAGGCGUGCGUUUCAGCGUCAAGAACACUGUCGCAAAGACCCGGAAUGUCGUGGUCUUCUCCACGAACGGUAAUCAGACAACGAAAGAGAACAUCGCCAACGUUUACGGUGCGAAGACGUUACUGGCUUUGAUUCCGCUCGAUCUAACCCUGGAGUUCGAGCCAUCUGUGGCUGGAAAGCGAGCCGCUGUGGAUGGAGAGCGGGAGUUAAAUAAGAUCUUCGUUCGGGGGCAUGUCUCGAGACCUGUUUUCGGGGAAGGUAGGCAAACACCGGACCGUCAGAUGUUCUUUGUCAACUCUCGUCCUUGUGGAUUGCCGCAAAUCGCCAAGGCGUUCAACGAGGUCUACAAAUCUUUCAACGUGUCGCAGUCACCGUUUGUGUUUGCGGACUUUCAUAUGGAUACUAACGCGUACGACGUUAAUGUUUCACCCGAUAAGCGCACAAUUUUACUGCACGAUGCGGGAGUUUUGAUCGAGUCUCUAAAGACGUCUCUUACGCAGUUGUUUGAAUCGUCGGAUCAGACAGUUCCUCAAUCUCAAGUCAACAAUGCUAAGCAGUCAACUACUAAACUACAGCCCGGGAAACUGCAAGACAUUCUAACUCGUAAAUAUUCGUCCGGGGGCGCAGAGGCUGCGGAAGAUGAGAGCUCAGAGCUAGAUGAAAGUCAAGCUAAUGGCAGAAGCAGGCUCAACUCCCAGCAUAAGAUGAGGAGCUUCUUGAGCGAUCUCGGGUCGUCACCUGGUGGUAGAGCGAACAUAUCCUCGUCUCCCCUUCGUAUAGACAAAGAACCUGUGCGUGAUACGACAUCGUUGCCUCCAAAUACGCCUGCUCAACAAAAAUCCGACUCAUUAGGAGAAGACAAUCAACUUUUCGUUACAGAUGAUGAUGUCCAACAUGAAGAGCCAUCUUCGGGUGCAGACGGGAGCAUGCGGCCAGAACGCGCCGCUGAUGGAGGUUCGCAGAUUACUGAUGAUGACGAUGCUCCACAGAGUAGUGCGCCACCAGAUUCGCAGCAGACAAUAAUGCAGGGGCGAGAACCAUCUGAGGAAAUACCCAAUACUAUACAGAAUGCGUUCGACCGAAUGAGGCCAAGACGGACGCCGGCUGAGUUGGCGACGAUCACCAUUGGAAACAAGACCGUGACGUCCAUAGUAGGAAGUGGUCCCUAUCGAAAGCGUGAUAUUGGCCAUGUCGACACUACUAACUCCCCAGCUCGGAAGAGACGUAUACAUACCCCGUCUCGUCCUAGUAUAUUUGGGAAGCACAUGAGGGGCUUUGCAGCUCCUGGGGCUCAGGUAGAGCACAGCGCGAGCAGCGAGGCCGAGGAGGAAGAGGAAGAUUAUGACGAGGAAGAGGAAGCUGAGGACGUGGCCGAUGAAGAGGAGGAAAUCGAAGAUGAUGAGCCUGAGGACGAAUCCCGAUCUCCUGUUCCUUCAGAUCAAGAUAGUGUUCAUUCACAAGAUGAAGCUCUACCCGAGGCGGAGGUCGAGGAUGAACCAGCAAUGUCACAGCAAGAUGCUCCACCCGUGGUAAAACCCUUAAGCGACGAAGAAAAGAAGAAACACGAAGAAGCCGAAGUUCAGCGGCUGAUUCAACAGGCAGAAGAACAGGCUGCCUUGCCACAGGAAAGCAAUAUCAACCGUGCGAACAAGCUGAAUAAGGGCGCUACUCAUCGUGAUUCCACAGUCAACCUAGUGAGCACCAUUGAUGGGUCACUUUCUAGGAUUCAGCUUCAGGCCGACAAGCUUCAAGAAAACCUUCGCUUUCAUGACACGGAUGCUGCACAUUCUCGGGACGAUGAGGCUGAAAAUUCGCAAGAGACUGCUGAGGAGCGGUUGUCGUUGACUGUUUCCAAGGACGAUUUCGGCAAAAUGCGGAUUGCUGGGCAGUUCAACCUAGGAUUCAUUCUAGCCACCCGACCGUCAACCGGUAUCUCGGACUCGGCAUCACCCAGUUCGAAGGAUGAGCUUUUUAUCAUUGACCAACACGCUUCCGACGAGAAGUUCAACUUUGAGCGACUCCAGGCGGAAACCGUGGUGCAGAAUCAACGGCUUGUGCAACCGAAACAGCUGGAUCUGACGGCGGUCGAGGAGGAAAUCGUGAUAGAGAAUCAAUCGGCGCUGGAGAAGAAUGGUUUUGUGGUGGAGAUUGAUGACAGCGGCAAUGAACCGAUUGGCCGCCGGUGUAAACUGGUCUCGCUACCACUGAGCAAGGAAGUCGUCUUCGGCGUGCGAGAUCUGGAGGAGCUCAUCGUCCUGCUUUCUGAGACACCGGCUAGCAGUGCCGCGGGGCCCAUGUAUGUUCCGCGACCGAGCAAGGUGCGAAAAAUGUUCGCCAUGCGGGCGUGUCGGUCCAGCAUUAUGAUCGGAAAGAACUUGUCCCAGAAGCAAAUGACCCGAGUGGUAAGGAACAUGGGCACGAUUGACAAACCCUGGAACUGCCCUCACGGUCGACCGACCAUGCGACACUUGAUGAGCUUGGGACAAUGGAACGAGUACGAUGAGUUCGACGGCGAUGAAGAGAGUGAGUUGGAGGAUCGCCGGUCAUGGACGGAUCCCUUGGCUAUCUGGAAGGAUUACUCCAACGAGAUGACCGGCGAGGGAGAGGAGAGGGAGGGCGGAGAUGAAGAUGAAGAUGAAGCAGAUUAA